CCAUUUCUGCUGCACACUUACUCCUUCCCAACAUGAAUCGUCCUGAAACCAACCCUCAUUUCCGGCGGCCACUGCAGCCCGACCGCCGUCCUCAACAAGCCCCAUUACAGCCUCAAGACCCUGCUGAUCCGCCACAGCCCGAUCCAGACCCAUAUUCCGAGCCAACCACUCCAUGGCCAGCGGCAGAGCAACGACCUACCACUGGUAAGGCACCACGUUUGAAGAAAAAUCGCCAAAACCCAUAUCCACCGCCGCCUACUCAAUCGCCACCACGCUCCGACCAUCGCGAACCACCGCAGCGACAACCUCAAGACUUAUCUGGGAAAGCACCACGUUUGAAGAAAAAGCAGCAGCAUCAAGUUCCAUAUGUAGAGCCAGGCUUAAAAUCACCUGACCAAAAUGUGCAACAAUCACGUCCUAGAGUGCAAAUUCAAGACCCAUCUGAUUUUCGGGAUCGACGGAAUGAUGUUGUUGAUGAUAACAACAGAAGAAAUCAACCAAACAACAUGCUGCAUAUGCCUCUACCCCGUCAAACUAAUCCAUUUAUGUGGUUUGGAGCAGUCUUUUGUGCAAUCUUCUGGGUGCUUGUAAUUGUUGGAGGAUUAGUAGUCCUUAUUGUAUACCUCAUUUUCCGCCCAAAAAGCCCACGGUUCGACAUAUCUACAGCCAAUCUAAACGCAGCGUAUCUCGACAUGGGGUAUCUGCUAAAUGCAGAUGUGAAUUUGCUAGCAAAUUUCACAAAUCCAAACAAGAAAGUUAGUGUGGAUUUCAGCUCAAUGAUCUUGUAUCUUUACUCUGGGAACACACUUAUUGCCACACAAUUCAUAGCACCUUUCUCAGCAUACAAAGAAGAAUCAAUGUUGAUUAAUAUUCAUAUGGUAACCAGUCAAGUAAGGCUACCCAUUUUGGAAAGGCAAAGGCUGCAGAAGCAAUUGGAGACGAAUGGGAUCCAGCUUGAUUUAAAAGGGAUUUUCAGGGCCAGGUCUAAUUUUGGUACUCUGCUACGAUACUCUUAUUGGUUGCGUGGUGAUUGCAAAUUGAUUUUUGGUGGCCCUCCUGGUGGGGUUCUAAUCAGAAGUAACUGUAGAACAAAACAUUGAGACCUCAACUUCUAAACGCUGUGUCAUGCUUUUGCUUCUGAUCAUCUGGUGGAAUUUGGUUGUUCAUUUCUUUUUUCCCUUUCUUGAAUCUUCUGGUCAUUUGAAGGAUUUGCAUAAAAUAGCUGAAUUCCGACUAAACAAACUCUUUUGUAUUCGGUCUCCAAGGGAUAAAAUGUAACAAAGACUUGGCAUUCUGAGAUUUUUUUUUUUGACAGUGCCUUCAAUACAAAUAAGGCACAUCUAAUAACAUGAUUGAAAUUGAAUCAA
This is a messenger RNA of Benincasa hispida (wax gourd), 1367 nucleotides long. RefSeq names its product proline-rich receptor-like kinase. Lineage: Eukaryota; Viridiplantae; Streptophyta; Magnoliopsida; Cucurbitales; Cucurbitaceae. Gene Ontology annotation, cellular component: plasma membrane. Gene Ontology annotation, biological process: defense response to other organism. The record is from RefSeq and is a predicted model, not a curated record.